AUGGAGGGUGAAGAAACUGAGAAGACCGUUAAGGAGGAAGCUGGUGGUAGAAUUGAGAUAGAGGUCGGGGAGGAAGCUGGUAUGGAGGUUGGCAAAGAAGCUGGUGGUGGAAUCGAGACAGAGGUCGAGGAGGAAGCUGAUGUAAAGGUCGACGGAUGA
Entrophospora candida is the source of this 159-nucleotide messenger RNA. The record is from the annotation of a GenBank genome assembly. NCBI's taxonomy places the organism in Eukaryota, Fungi, Glomeromycota, Glomeromycetes, Entrophosporales, Entrophosporaceae.